UAUGGCAGCCUUGGGCCGCCUGGCCCGGCCGAGCUGCCGAGCGAGCAGAGCCAUUCCAUUGUAUAAUCCGCUGGUGGUGUCGUGAACAGUGUCUGGUGCAUUUUAUAGAGCAACUCAGUUAAUUGGUGGAUUAUUAUUUUUACCAGGGGAAGCAGUGUUGCCACGCUGGAAGUCGCCAUGACCACGAUUGAAGCCCCUGCCUGCUCUUGCCCUGAGCCAGUUUGUGGGACUCUGCCAGAUGAAUUCCUGCAACACGUCCAACAAGGAAACCUCACGACGAUCAAGGAAUGGCUGGCAUCUGAGGGCGACGUGAACUCUGCAACCACAGCCGGUUACACUCUGCUGUCUGCAGCCUGUAUCUGCAACCAGUUGGAGCUGGUGCACAGGCUCCUGAAGGACCCACAGCUCCACCUCAACACCAAGCACAGAAUAGGGACACUGAGUGGACUGACGCCCUUUUGCAUCGCGGCUUACAAGGGCCUUCAAGACAUUGUUUUGGCCUUGCUGGAGUCUCCUUCUUCUUCAGCUGCUGAGGGGAAGCAGUGUUGCCACGUUGGAAGUUGCCAUGAGCAUGAUUGAAGCCCCUGCCUGCUCUUGCCCUGAGCCUGUUUGUGGGACUCUGCCAGAUGAAUUCCUGCAACACAUCCAACAAGGGAACCUCACGACUAUCGAGGAAUGGCUGGCAUCUGAGGGUGACGUGAACUCUGCAACCACAGCCGGUCACACUCUGCUGUCUGCAGCCUGUAUCUACAACCAGUUGGAGCUGGUGCAGAGGCUCCUGAAGAACCCACAGCUCCACCUCAACACCAAGCACAGAAUAGGGACACUGAGUGGACUGACUCCCUUUUGCAUCGCGGCUUACAAGGGCCUUCAAGACAUCGUUUUGGCCCUGCUGGAGUCUCCUUCUUCUUCAACUGCUGAGUGUCGGCUCAACGUGGAGGCGACCUCGAGCCGAGGCAAAAGUGCUAUUAGAUUGGCAGCCGAGAAGAAGCACUGGGAUGUUGUGGAUUCUUUAGCUGCCCUCAAUUCCUCGCUUCCAGCUGAAGACUCGAUCAUCGUCACGAACCUGGCGAAGUUUGCGAACAGAUUCAACGUGGUAAAGCUCCUACACAUGCAGAAGGAAGACUCGUCCAUACCGGCUUCGGAGAGGGUCUAUGCCAAUGACACGAGUCCUCGCGGCCUUGUUCUGAUCCUGAAUUACAAGUUCGAAGACCAACCCAAAAUGGAGAGAAAGGGUACGGAGGCUGACGUCGCUCUCCUGCAGGAGGUCUUCCACGGAAUGGACUACGUCACGGAGGUUCACUGCGACUUGUCGCUGUCCGGCACCCAACAGGAGCUCGCAAACUUGUGUGAGCAGGACCGCCUGAAGGACUUCAGCUGCGUCGUCGUGGUCGUCUUGACUCACGGCGAGAAUCAAAACACCUUUUGCACGGCAGAUUUAAACCCGAUGACCACCGACGACCUUCUCUCGUACUUCGUCCCGAGCCGGUGCCCUCACCUGAAAGGCAAGCCCAAGAUAUUUCUCCUCCAGUUCUGCCGCGGCGUCUACAUGGCCAAUCAGGUGAACAUGGGUCAGCGGGCGAAGUCAGACUUGGUUCGCCCCAGAAGAGACGCCUUCACGGACAUGCUUUGCAUCUACGCUGCUCAGGAGGGCUUUGAGAGUUAUCGCUUCGAAGGCAACCCGCAGGAUCCCUUCAUAGGGACGCCCUUCAUUCAGGCCUUCUCUCGAGUGUUGCAGACCAAAGGCCGUAUUUUCCUCGAUGAUUUCUGAGGGAGUUCGUCGCCGAAUACAAUCAGACACUGUGCGGUCAGCCCAUGGAAGUUAAGGAGCUGAAUUUCAGGAAGAAAUUCUGUUUCAAUCCCAGCAGCCAGUGACAAGUGUAUAGGUUAAUAUUAGACUUCGAGUUUUGUAUGUGUUUAGUUUGUAAGCAACUUACAAAAACUGUGUUUUUUUUACCACAAAUGUGUUAAUUCGCGCUCGUUUGUAGCUCUCUAUAUUUGAACAUUCAUCUUACAAAAACAAACUUCAUACAUGGGCAGUCGUAGAACUACAGUUCAUCUACCUUUUAGAAGUGUUCACUGACUAUCUGUGAUGUAUCUUCCACUUCUUGGGCGGCUGUUAUUUUCCCCUAUUAUUUACCAUUCUCUUCACUACACACCACAAACACUGACAACUUUCCUUUGUCUUGUGCUUGCAUAUCCGCCGAUUUGUUUUAAGGUUGUCAAUAAUAGAGAUUUGCUUUUUUAAAAAUUUUCCCCAGGGUUGAUUUCGACAUCAAUAAGUGCUCACAACCUUUACCAAACUAUGUCCUGUUAUUACUUAAUUAUUGCGCAUAGUUACUAGGGGAGUCUGUGAUAUAUUUAUCAUGUUGUGUGCAACAGGGUAUUUGAAAUACAAAGUAAAACACACCAAGUUUACCAUCCUUGCAUCACACCCCCCCCCCCCCCCCCACCA
This is a messenger RNA of Macrobrachium nipponense, 2455 nucleotides long. RefSeq names its product caspase-3-like. Bases 566 to 1771 code for a protein of 401 amino acids. Gene Ontology annotation, molecular function: cysteine-type endopeptidase activity; protein binding. Gene Ontology annotation, biological process: proteolysis. The record is from RefSeq and is a predicted model, not a curated record. NCBI's taxonomy places the organism in Eukaryota, Metazoa, Arthropoda, Malacostraca, Decapoda, Palaemonidae. The transcript has 7 exons.